GACGCUAUUCAAAAAAUUAGCCACGAAUAUUGUUUUUUCACAAAUGAAUAAAAUCUUCAAACAAUUAGCCUUAGCAAUUACUAUAAAGUUAUUAAAUAUUUUAACUCAAAUAAUAUAAUUAUUUAUUUUUUAGCAAAACAAAAAUAAUAUAUUAUGAAAGUUAAAAUAAAUAAUUUUACACUCAUCAUUGUCUCAGUUUUCUUGUUCGUUCAGCUCACCCAUCCUCCUCAUCUGGCAAGCUAAUCCUAUAUUUGGUACGUCAAUAAUGCUCAUAUGCUCGGAAUCUGGAUAUCAUCGCGACCCCUUUUGGGUCAUCCCUGUUUCAAGUUUCAACUUUACAAAUAGAAAUAGCUCAUCCAUUUCAUGGCGAAGUCGAAGCUUCAGGCGCUCUGGAACCACCCAGUUGGCCCCAAAACCAUUCACUUCUGGGCUCCCACAUUUAAGUGGGGUAUCAUCAUAGCAAAUGCUGCCGACUUCUCAAAGCCACCCGAAAAGCUCUCCUAUCCUCAGCAAAUGGCUGUUGCAUGCUCUGGAGUUAUUUGGUCACGCUACAGCACAAUAAUUACCCCGAGAAACUUGAACCUUUUAAGUGUCAAUGUUGCAAUGGCUGGGACAGGCUUGUACCAAGUAGCUCGCAAACUUUGGCAUGACUACUCUAGUGCUGAAGGAGCUGUGGCGAAAGAACAAUGACAGAAAUUUUUAGAUGAAUUAACUUGUGUGGCCUUAUGUUGCCUUGUUAUUUGGUACCAAAAAAUAUUAUUGAAAUAACAUAUGUAUAAAAGACUUGAGCACGCGCAAACAAACAAACAAACAAAUGAAAUAGCUUUGAAUGUGAAUAAUUCAUUUGUGUCCAUGCUUGUUAAUUUAACUACAAAUUUUAUAAAUGGAAUGGCACACAGUUACCGAUGUA
This is a messenger RNA of Malania oleifera, 910 nucleotides long. RefSeq names its product mitochondrial pyruvate carrier 4-like. The record is from RefSeq and is a predicted model, not a curated record. Gene Ontology annotation, biological process: pyruvate import into mitochondria. Gene Ontology annotation, cellular component: mitochondrial inner membrane. The transcript has 5 exons. NCBI's taxonomy places the organism in Eukaryota, Viridiplantae, Streptophyta, Magnoliopsida, Santalales, Ximeniaceae. Bases 364 to 690 code for a protein of 108 amino acids.